Centruroides sculpturatus (bark scorpion) is the source of this 600-nucleotide messenger RNA. RefSeq lists its product as uncharacterized. The transcript is spliced from 2 exons. The record is from RefSeq and is a predicted model, not a curated record. The coding region runs from base 139 to 468 and encodes 109 amino acids. NCBI's taxonomy places the organism in Eukaryota, Metazoa, Arthropoda, Arachnida, Scorpiones, Buthidae.
ACACGUCUGGACGGAUGUUGGGCAGGAUUAAAAAUAUAUUUUCCGGUUUGACGCACAAACGAUUGUGGAAGGCAAAGAUAAUCGGUCCUCUUGCAUCCUUCAAUGGAUUUCCAUCUUAGUUCCCUGUAACUCGUCGAGAUGCACACUACUGGAGAUGAAUGUGGGGCUAUGACUGUGGGAGGCUCUCGGGAUGCAAAGAGCAGAGAGAUCGCGGUGGAUCUGUCACGGGAUGAGAGCAACGGCGGUCCUCUUACGGGAAGGCAGGUGGUCAGGGUUUACGAGAGGCGCCCCUGCUCCUGCCUGCAGGAGGGCACGGAGUGCAAGUGCGGUACGGGUUCCAAGUCCAAGCUGAGCGUGCGGCUUGAGCCGUGGGCCGGAUACAAGACGUUUCUCAUGAGCAGCCUUCUGGUGGUGAUGGUGGUCUGGGUGGUGAUCUUUGUGACUCUGAUGUGGAGAAGCUCCUUCUGAUGCCAAUGCACAAUGGUGUAUUGGCUUUUGGAAUGUGAGAGUCUCUUUUUUUUUUUAUCUUGAUUUUUACAAAUCCUUUUAUGUAGAAAAGAAAUUUAAAAUAUGAAAAUCAAAUUGUUAAGUUUCCAGUAA